CACAUUUUUGAAUUAUGAUGGCACACGACAUGGAGCGAGUACUGAUGUCCCCGGCGUUCGAAGUGUUUAACAAGCUUCGGCUGGCAGGACAGCUUUGUGACGUGGUCCUCAUCGCCGACGGUGUUAAAUUCAACACCCAUAGAGUAAUUCUGUGUGGCUGUAGCUCAUACUUCCAGGCUCUGUUCACCGGUGACUGGAAGGAUUCGGGAAAGCGGGAGUACCAGUUCCCAGGCAUUUCCCCAGAUACAAUGCAGCACAUCAUUGAGUACGCCUACACGUACUCUGUGCUCGUCACGGCUGAGAAUGUGGCGAACCUCCUGGCAGCUGCUGAUCGGCUGAGUAUCCUGGGCAUCAUACAGCGCUGCAGUGACUUUCUGCAUGAGCAGCUCUGCCUUCAGAACUGCAUUGGCCUUUUGAAAACUGCCGAUGGCUACGGCCUCAACGAGCUGCACCAGUCUGUUUUCAGCUUCAUCCUUCAGAACUUCAAGGAGGUUGCCAGCAUCUCAGAGGAGUUCAUAGAUCUGUCCCUACAAGAACUUUGCGACACUAUUGAGAAGGAUGAGCUGAAUGUGAAACAGGAAGAUGUGGUGUUUGAGGCCAUCCUCCGGUGGAUCGAGCACGAGCCUGCCACCCGAGAGGCCCACAUUUCAGCUCUGUUGCCCAAGGUGCGGAUGGCUCGUAUGGAUGUGGAGUAUUUCUUGACGACAAUAAAGAACAAUCCUAUAGUGAAGGCUAAUGGAGAAUGCAAGACAAUUGUCAGUGAAGUCUUGAAGAUAGUAUAUGAUUUAGAUGAUGAAAAUCAAAAUUCGGACUUGGAAAACCCAUUGAUCUGCCCACGCCUGCCCUCUGACAUCAUUCUGGCUAUUGGUGGCUGGGAUAACUCUGCAACAAAUUCAAUUGAUGCGUACGACACCCGGGCCGACUGCUGGAUGGAUGUCACGCAGCGAGAGGACAGUUUACAGGCAGGUCAUGGCACUGCUUAUUUAAAAGGACUCGUGUACUGCAUCGGGGGGUCUGAUGGCAACACCAUCACUAAUGCCGUCCGUCGGCUCGACCCCAUCACACGGACGUGGCAGCAGGUGGCCCCAAUGCACUUGCCCCGCUGUUACCACAGCGUGGCUGUUAACGAUGGGUCCAUCUAUGUCAUGGGCGGCUAUGAUGGCCAGAGGGUCUUCAACAUUGUAGAGCGGUACGACCCAGAAACUAACAAGUGGACCCUGAUGGAGCCCAUGAACGAGCGGCGAAGUGUUGCCAGUGCCACCACCCUGAAUGGCAAGAUAUACAUCUGCGGUGGCUUUAAUGGUACUGAUACCCUCCGUACUGCGGAGCGCUAUGAUCCACGCACGGGUGAAUGGACCCAGAUCGCACCAAUGCGCACUCGCCGGCGUUGCCUUGGAGUGGCUGCUUACAAGGGGGAAAUCUAUGUGGUGGGCGGUACCGACGGGGCUCAUCCGUUAAGGAGUAUGGAGGUCUAUGACCCUGCAACGUACCGCUGGCGGACUAUGGCCCCCAUGUUCACAAUGCGCAGCAACUUCGGCAUCGCAGUGGUGGACGACCUCCUCUUUGUUAUGGGUGGCACUGAUGGAUUGACUGUGACUAAAAAGGUGGAAUGUUAUGAUGCGGACACUGGCAGCUGGUACCGUGCUCAGGACAUGAGUAACCCCAAGAAAUCCUUCAGCUGCUGCGUAAUACCUGCCUUCCACCGCAUCGUGAAUUCUGCUGCACCUUGUUAGUCCCUGAUGGCCGCCCCGCAACAGAUAAACCCACCUGCCCCCAACAGCAUCACAGACCAGUGGCCAAAACAUCCAAAUAAGUGACACAUAAUGAUGGAACCUGUCGUGAUGUUGCUGGGCGCACGGACCAUGGAAGCAGGAGAAGGACACGGAGGAUCGAGGAAAACUGGAUUUAAUGGGGAAAUGGAGCAGGAACAUGGACCAGGCAGAUCACACACAAUGAUGGUACAACACAUCACAAGACUUCAGUGACAGAUCUAGGGAAACAUACUCUGACACGGACUUAAAUACACCAGACUAAUGGAAAAUGACUCAAAACAACUGAUGACACAGGGA
Messenger RNA from Brienomyrus brachyistius, 2069 nucleotides. RefSeq names its product kelch-like protein 10. Gene Ontology annotation, molecular function: protein binding. Lineage: Eukaryota; Metazoa; Chordata; Actinopteri; Osteoglossiformes; Mormyridae. Bases 15 to 1733 code for a protein of 572 amino acids. The record is from RefSeq and is a predicted model, not a curated record. The transcript is spliced from 5 exons.